AUGGACAGUACUUUAAUCCAACGCCAAUAUCAUCUCAAGCAUUGUGUCCCCUUAUCAAGGCUCCGAACAUCCACCAACGCCAAUCAAAACCCAUUCUCCAAUUUGGGUUUCUGGGUCUCCAAAGUCUCUGGAGGUUUUUGCUUGAAGAGCAUUCAGUAUAACGAUCACGAUAUGCCCGUUAAGGAUUGUGCUUUCUGUGCUUCCUCACCUGAGCAUGAAGAUGAAGAGGAAGGUAAAGCUUCAAAAAUGGGGAGCUUCAUUCAGAGGAUAGAAGCUGCCGUGGAAGAAGAAAAGGACACAAGAAAUAGAGGUAAGAUUGAAACUUCUGCCAAUACGAGCCAGGAUAAUAGUCGCGAGAGCAGUUCUAGCUCCGAUAUAUUCUCCUCGACGGGAAAUGAAGAACAGAGUCGGAGCAGUUCGGAGGAGUCGACGUCAUCUUCGUCGCCGCCUUCAGUGAAAAAGCCGGUUCAUCAGAAAAAUCCUGCUCCAGAGCUCACCCUUUCUCGUUCAAUUGUUCAUGGCGAUCAAAAGCGUUUCCACAUUAACAAACAGGACUCUGAGAUAUCCGAGAUAGAGAUGAUGAAGGAAAGGUUUGCAAAACUGUUACUUGGCGAAGACAUGUCUGGCUGCGGAAACGGGGUUACUACAGCGUUGGCUAUAUCAAAUGCCAUAACCAAUCUAUGUGCCACACUGUUCGGGCAAAUUCUGAGACUGGAGCCUCUACCUCAGAAGAAGAAAGCAAUGUGGAGAAGGGAGAUGGAGUGGUUUCUUAGUGUAAGUGAUCAUAUCGUUGAAUUGGCUCCUAUUUGGCAGACUUCUGCAGAUGGAAGUAAGGUGGAGGUCAUGGGUAGCAGACCUCGGUCGGAUCUUUAUGUCAACCUUCCAGCUUUACGCAAACUAGAUAACAUGCUUCUUGAUAUAUUGGACAGUUUUGUGGAUACAGAGUUCUGGUACGUGGAUCAGGGGGUUGUUUCUGCCUCAGAUAAUGAAGAUUCAUCUUCUGCUUUAGGAAGAAGACUUAAGCAUCAUGAGGAAAAAUGGUGGCUUCCUGUUCCUCGAGUCCCUCCUUCUGGUCUUCGUGAACGUGUAAGAAGGCAAUUACAGCAUAAACGAGAUUGCACCAACCAAAUACUAAAGGCUGCCAUAGCCAUCAACACCAUUACUUUAGCUGAAAUGGACAUUCCAGAGUCAUACCUAGAAUCUCUUCCAAAGACGGCACGAGCUGGCUUGGGCGACCUUAUUUAUGGGUACAUAGCGUCAGAUCAGUUUGCCCCUGAGAGCGUAGUAGACUGUCUUGAUGUAUCCUCUGAACAUCAAGCCAUGGAUGUUGCUAAUCGAGUAGAAGCUUCCAUUAACAUUUGGCGUAGAAGGGCUAAUUCGAAACCUGUGAACGGCACAGCCAGAUACAGCUCAAAAACAUCAUGGGAAAUGGUCAAAGAUCUGAUGGUUGAUGGAGACAAAUGGGAAUUGUUCGCUGAGAGAGCAGAAAGCAUUAUUAUAUCCUUGAGACAACGAUUCCCUGGUCUCCCCCAAUCAAACCUAGAUAUUAGCAAAAUUCAAGACAACAAGGAUGUUGGGAAGGCAAUUCUAGAGAGCUAUUCAAGGGUACUGGAGAGUUUGGCAUUCAAUAUAGUAGCACGUAUCGAUGAUGUACUUUAUGUGGACGACUUGACAAAACAUUCAGGGGAUCGUUUUCCAGUGCCUAUGCCAAGCACUCCAUCUAGGAUGUGUCUCACACCAACAUUAACUCCUCCAAGAACGAUGAAACCUUCCAAGGAAGAAAAAACUCCAAUCAUCAAUAGCACGACGAAGAACAAUAUCGUUUCCCAACGAGGGGGAGGAGCCAAGAGAGUUUUGACAGAUUUUUUUACCAUUGAUACCAAAGGGCAAAGUCAUCGGAACUCAAUUUGAUCAUCCCCUCAAGAUACUGGACCAGGGAUAGCAAACUGUCUUUGGAUGAAUUUGUUGUAGAUGAAAAAGAAUAUAUGAAGAAACUACUUGGAGCCUGAUUUCAAAAUAUUGGCAUUAGCUUAGGUAGAUAUGUAGUUUGUAGAGUAUUAAAAUUUCACGACGAAGACGAUUCUAACUGGCUUUUAUUCUUUCUUUUCUUUUUGCUUUGAACU
This is a messenger RNA of Neltuma alba, 2123 nucleotides long. RefSeq names its product rop guanine nucleotide exchange factor 7-like. Gene Ontology annotation, molecular function: guanyl-nucleotide exchange factor activity. The coding region runs from base 1 to 1911 and encodes 636 amino acids. The record is from RefSeq and is a predicted model, not a curated record. The transcript has 7 exons. NCBI's taxonomy places the organism in Eukaryota, Viridiplantae, Streptophyta, Magnoliopsida, Fabales, Fabaceae.